AUGAGCGACACUCUUUUAGGAACCGAAGGGGCCUCGCAAGCUCAGGGCGCGGUUGGAAGGAAUGUCGCUCUCGCAGUAUGCCUUGAGCAUACCUUGGCUCGCGAACUGCAGAUCCAUCGUAGCCUUUUUCCUCUGGGUCUGAAUGCCACCAUCCUCCGCACCGAGCUCCAUCGUUGGCAAGACUUCGAAGACGGACUGAACCACGAUUCCUCUGAUUUUCAAUCUCAGCGGACUAUGGUAGAGAAGAUCGUUGCCGUGGACCACUCUCUACUCGCUCCCUGGCGUCGUCUGCCACCCGAGAUCUGGUCUGACAUCUUCCUGUGUGCUGAGCCUGAGCAUUGGAACAUCAAGCCCUGCGGAAGGAGGACGCUGAACUUGGCUCAGGUCUGUUUCUCGUGGCGAAAGAUCGCAUUCGAAGAUACGCCAGAUCUGUGGAACAUCAUCGACAUCGAUGCCGACCGAAACCCUCCGUUUCUAUACUACGAAGGCAUUCAGGAAGAAAUCAGACGGUCGGGGGAUGCGCCACUGUAUAUCUGCUUCGACUCGGUGACGCGUCCAUACCAAGAAGGCCCCUCUACGAUGCCGUGGUGGGACAUGACUUUCAAACUCCUUUGUUCGCAAUCGCACAGGUGGCUGAGUUACAGCUCCGAGCGAUCGUACCCCUACAUGUAUGCCUGGCGACCAGCACCGUCGUUUCCUCUCUUGCGUCAGUUGGCGAUCGGGCUGCUACCGCCUCUGGACGGGUAUCCUGUUGAGCUGCCUUUGCGCUUCUUCGUCGAUGCGCCUUCGCUACGCACGGUUAAUAUCGACUCGGUGGACUUACCCCUGCCCUACCCGGGAUUCAUCGAACUCCCUACGACAUGGGCAGUGCAGAGCCUUGACAUCAGCUGCGGUGGUGAGAUAUCGGAUACAACCCCACCUCUCGCAAUAUGCCUCGAUGCUGUUUGGUCCUGCAGUCAGACACUGCGUAAGUGCACCCUCUGGGUCGCCGAGGUAGGGAUUCUAACGGAACGGAGCCCUGCCAUGGACUUCCCGCUGCUGGAGGACCUCACACUCUCGCUCGCUGGCGUUCACCUGUGCCGCUUUAUGAGCGCCCCGAGUCUCAAGUCGCUGUCUGUGAGUGGAUCUGGCGCGCCAAGCGUGUCUCCAGCUGCUGCCCUUCUGUCGGACAUGAUCGAUAGGUCGUCUGGAUGCACGUCCCUGCGCUCACUACGCCUCGAGUUCAUGCACGUCGAUCCGUACCAACUCAUUAACUGCCUGUGGCGGAUGCAGGGCCUUGUAUCGCUCACGCUCCAAGAAUUUGACUUUGUCGAAAAACCCGAUGUUCGCCUCAUCAGCAAGGAAGUGAUCAGGGCGCUCACGCGUCGGCGGGUGGCCACCGGCGCCGCGGAAAAUCACGUUCUUCUGCCCCACCUCACCGACUUGACGCUUCAUUUGGACUUCAGACGGUCCUUGGUACUCUACACAGGAGACGUCCUUUUUGCUCGGGAUGUGUAUGAAAUGUUGCGCUCGAGGCGGAAGCCGUUGCUUUGGAGGGGAGAACCGCUGCCCGGACUGCUGACCGGUAGUGUACCGAUCCUACUGGACUUAGGGCCAAAUUAG
Messenger RNA from Schizophyllum commune H4-8, 1602 nucleotides. RefSeq lists its product as uncharacterized. The transcript is spliced from 2 exons. Lineage: Eukaryota; Fungi; Basidiomycota; Agaricomycetes; Agaricales; Schizophyllaceae. The record is from RefSeq and is a predicted model, not a curated record. Bases 1 to 1602 code for a protein of 533 amino acids.